Pelobates cultripes (western spadefoot toad) is the source of this 24025-nucleotide messenger RNA. The record is from the annotation of a GenBank genome assembly. Lineage: Eukaryota; Metazoa; Chordata; Amphibia; Anura; Pelobatidae.
AGGAAACAAGAGGCUGCAAAGUGAGCUGCCUUUUCCCCAGACUACUUAGACAUUGCGCAUUCCACAGCUCUAUCCAAAAAGACACAACUUGUCCGUAGGAUAGGAUUUGCUGUGGACAUCCGAGCAGCCCUUUUGGGAUGUGAACAAGGAUUGUUAUAGAAGAUAUUCAGAUCUGGACUUAUCGCUCUGGACUGUUAAUGUCACAAACUGUUGGGACAUCUGGUCAAAGAGUGGACACUUAACAAUGAGCCCGAUGUUUAGACAACUGUAACCCAGUCCUUGUUCUCUGGGACACAAUCAACAUCCCUUUAUAGAGCUGUCACAGCGGCACGGUACUCCAGGGACCAUAACCUGUCUGAAUCCCCCAUCUCCAAGGUCAGGUAAAAGGAAGCAUUUGCCUGUGUAAGUAAUUCUUCAUUCGCCACCCACAGACCUUUCUGUUUUUUUGGGAAUGUGAUUGGGCUUUGCAGAUCAGUAUCGGUUUACCUAUCUCUUAGUAUGUGUGUGUCAGCCAACUGCAUAUCAAAUUAAUUAAAAUGUUACUGUUUAAGGGUUAAUCACUAAACACUAAACUGUAGUGAAUUGAAAACCAAAUCGAAACAUUUUAAUUAAUAUAACCGAUUUGGAAAGAUUCGAGCACUGGGUGUAAUCAUCGCUUGGCUAUUUUAAAAGGAUUUUCCAAUUAAGAUUAAAUUAAUUACAAUUCAGAGUUUAGUGAAUACAUAUCUUCAGUAAGAUGGGUACCAGAAGGAUCUGUGUAUAGGGUAAAGGAAGCUACCUGGAGCAGGGGGCCACAGAUAGUUCAAUGUGAUACUCACAGCAAAUCACACCUGUCUCUAAUUCUUUGUGUGAGAUUUACAAAAUGGUGACAUAUUUGGAGAUUUAUCAUCAUAGCUCUGUGCAAUGCACUGUAUGAGGGGGCGCACCCAGAGAAAAUUACCAUGUAAUUUUAUUUAAAUACAAUGCAUAAUUUUAAAAAUACACAUUUAUGCUGUAAUGAAUAACUAGGUGUGAAAAGAAAUAGUCAUGUAUGUUUAUUAAUAAAAACAAAUAAAAUAUAUCAUAUAUAAAAACACUAACACAAACUCAUGCUUUAGUGCCCAUGGAUCCCUAAACAUGGGGCAGAUAUCAUGUCCUGCACUAGGGUAUAUCCACCUGCUAUACACUUUUCAAUAGUCAUGUAUUAUUAUUAUCAAUAUUAUUAUUAUUGCCAUUUACUGCAGCCUUGAUUUGACUCAUUCACGUCCCUAGUUAUGAUCUGUAGAAUAAUGUAAUGUACAUUCAUCAAAGUGCUAUUGCUGGCUGGUGCUACACCCUUCCUCCAUUUAUAUUGCAUUAUAUAAAUAAUAUAAUAAGUAAAAAGACAAAUUAAAGUCCCCAGGAUUUGCAGCUUGCACAGUGAGUUCUCCGCAGAGCAGCAAGUGGAUGAUAUCCUUUGUACUCCCAACACAUUCUAUGUGGAAGACUAGUCUUAGAAUGCUAGUAGAGCUUCCUUUUGAAGUAGUGGAGGCAGGGAUAGGUGCAUCAUGGGUUAAAGGUAAGAAUUUAAACUGUUCUAAAAUGGCUUCACUGCAAAUGAUGGGGAGGGGAGAGGUGCAAGGGCUCUCCACUGCCAAAAUAUGUAUUUUAAAUCACUGUUUAGUAGAUAUACCCCAAAUGAAAACAUUAAUGCAUUUAAUUAUGUAUUUUUUCAUUGGGGAUAUAACUAAAAUCAGCUUGCAAAACCUGCAGUUCUCUUGACUGCUGCCUUUGCAAGCUCUCCCCUUUUAACCCCGCACAGACUUUCUGUGGCUGUCCAAUCACAGACUUCCCAAUACAGCUCAGUGAGAAAUCUUUGUAAGACAGGUGCUCUGAGCAAUUGCUGUCUCUUGACAUCAUCUGCAUUGAGCUAACAAAACCAGGAAGUAACAUUACUUGUUGUCUGUAAGAGGGUAAGAGGGUGUAACCAGUUUAAUUUAUAAAAGUGUCAAUUUCCAUUGAAAUCUGCACUUUUGCAAAAAAAAAUUCAAAAAGGAUGCGCUCUUCACACAUAAAGCUUUUCAGCAAGCUAAAGUUGUUUAUGGGUCUGGAGUGCCCCUUUAAUAAUUACUUCACUGUGGACGUUGUACAUCAUUCUGGAAAUCAGAGGUCUAAGUAGUAAAACCAAUUGGACCAAAUCUACGGUCACAAAUUAAAGAAUUAGCAGGUAUAUAAUAAUUUAUCACUAGAGGUGCUAUUUAUUUUAAUCCAACUCUUUUGGAAGAUGCUUCCUUCAGUAAUGUUAAGCCCUUAAUCCCUACAAAGUGCUCAUUUCCACGAAUGUGGUAUUUAAAAAAAGAAAAGAAAACACAUGCUAGAUGUAAAACCACAGGUUUCCAUAUUUGUGUGCUACUCAUGUCCACCUCCACUGAUAAAGACAGCCAAAUAUGUUAAAAAAUUAAUUCAAAAAAAUUGCACAUUUUGCUAUUCAUUGCUAUAGCAAUUCCAUCAGGACACUAAAAUAGGUUCUCUCUGAACAUAUACACCUUACCUGCAAGCUUCUAAGCUAGAUACCCUAGGCGUUUACAUAGAUCAAACUUGCCAAGUUUCACAGGUAUUAACUGAAAACCAUAUACAUCAUGCUUAUAGAUAAGAGUCAGUGCUUAAAGUAACACUAUAGGGUCAGGAGCACAAAAAUGGAUUCCUAACCCUUUAGUGUUAAAACCACCAUUUAGGUGGCUUGCCCUCCUUAAUAACUAGUUUACUCACCUUAUUUCCAGCACCGCGCGGGUCCUCUGGCACUGGCCCCGCCCUCGAUCCACCUCCUUGGCUGACACCAAAUAGGAAAAGCAUUGAACUGGCUGAGAUAGUCAAAGAGGCGGGUGGGGGCAGAGCCAAACACCAGCUUGGCCAAUCUGUAUCUCAUUAUAGGCAUGCAAUGAAUCAAUGCACCUCUAUGGGGAAAGUUCAGCGACUCCAUGCAGAGCGUGGAGACACUGAACAUCAGUGCUGCACACUGUGCAGCACUGCCCCAAGAAGCACCUCCAGCUGCUGUCUGAGGAGUGGCCACUGGAGGUGUCUCUAGGGAGCAAUGUAAACACUGCUUUUUUUUUUUUUAGAAAAGGUAGUGUUUACAGCAAAAAGGCUGCAGGGACUAUACACAGCAGAACAACUAUUUUAAGCUGUAGUUGUUUUGGUAAUUACACUUUAAUUGUACCUAAAUAUAAUUAAUUAUAUUAUAAUUUAACAAACAAGAAACAAAGAGACAUUGGAAUUUUCAUUCAUUGACAAGCAUACAUUUGGCCAUCUAGAAAAGUUGGGAUUUUAUUAGGGUAUUUAUUUAAAGGGACACUCCAGACACCUAAAGCACUUUAGCUUGCUGAAAAGUUUCAUGUGUGAAGAGUAUUUCCAAAAGUGCAGAUUGAUUUUAUUUUUUAAAAUAAAUUCUACUGGUUACACCACCCUAGCAUUUCAAACAAAGAACAGGUCCGGCUACAUCCCGGUUUGGCUAGCUUAGUUGCACUGAUCUUAAGAGUCAGUAAUUUCCCAGAGCAAGUGCCUUGGCAAAGACUUCUCAUUGAGCUGCAUUGGAAGGUCUGUGAUUGGACACGCACAAAAAAAGUCUGGGCGGGGUUAGAAGGGGAGGGCUUGCAAAGGCAGCAGACAAUAAAACUAUUGCUUUUGCAAGCUGUUUUUAGCUUUAAAGGGACACUCCAGGCACCCAGGCCACUUCUGCCCAUUGGAGUGGUCUGGGUGCCAACUCCCACUACCCUUAAGCCUGCAACUGUAAAUAUUGCAGUUUUCAUAAACUGCAAUAUUUACCUUGCAGGGUUAACUCCUUCUCUAGUGGCUGUCUACUAUACAGCCACUAGAGGGCACUUCCGGGUUUAUAGCACACAUUCCGUGUGCUAUAGCGUCGCUGGACGUCCUCACGCUAUGUGAGGACCUCCAGCAUCGCUGAAAUCCCCAUAGGAAAGCAUUGAAAGUAUUUUUCAAUGCUUUCCUAUGGGGGGUCUAAUGUGCAUGCGCAUUAGGUCUCCCCUGCCGCUGGCCACGCAUGCGCAAUAGGUCUCCCCCGCCCGACGACGUCAGUGGGGGGGGAGGAGCAUGGGCGGACCCUGAACCAGCACCGAGGGACAUCGUGCUGGAUACAGGUAAGUCACUGAAGGGGUUUUAACCCCUUUAGCAACCUGGGAUGGGGGUGGGAGGGAGAAGGGACCCGCAGUGCCAGGAAAGCAAACCGUUUUGGAGAGUCCCUUUAACUCCAAUGAAAAAAUGCAUAAUUAAAUGCAUACAAGUUUUCAUUUGGGGUAUGUAUACUAUAUUUGUAUAUAUUUUGUGUUUAGGCAGCGGAGUGUUCCUUUAUAUAAGCAAUAACCAGUAACAUGGGAAAAUAUUAUUUUAAUAGACUUAAGACAAUGUUUAUAUUAUACACUGAUCAACUGGGAAUUGUGCAGAGUUUAUCAGGGAAUGAAACAUUUUAGACCAAAAUAGAUGAGCUAGGCAAAUAUCUUCUUCUAUUGUAGCUUAAAUUUGCCAUUCCCUGGCCAAUGUCUGACAGUUUUUACAAUGAUCGGUUUAGUAAAAAAGUGAACAAUAAUUUUACUUUUCCCAGUAAAACUGCACCAAGUUGCUUUGUUAUUUCUACGUGGUGUGGACACAGCGUAGCUAUGCCAGGAAUUUCACUCUGCUGAAGUGUUCAACAAUCAGACUGCAAAUAGCUACCGUGGCCGAAUGAAUUAUCACAGAAGAAACAAGAGAAAAGAGAACAGAAACAGCAGGCGUCCUGAACGAGACCUGUCAUAGAAAAAAAGGGAAAAUGAAUACAUUAAAUGAAUAUUAGAGUUUACAAAUAACACUUGUUUUAAUGCCCAAAUUAAAAAAGGCAAUCAGGCAGGAUUAUUUACCGACAUGUGAAUUAUCAGGAAUUUAAUGUGAAUUUCAAGAUUCAAGCCAAAUAACCAGUUUGGAAAAAAUCUGUCGGUCAGCAGUAUUUGUAGUUUAUUUUGGCCUUAAUGCCCAACACUUCUGGAAUCUAGACGGGGUCCUGAGGGGGUGAGAGUAUUCAGUGAUGCCCAUAAUGGUAGGGUCUGUCCAGAAAAGCCACUGAUAAGCGGUUUGGCCGCCUCUCCCCCCCCCCCCCAGCCUUCAACACCAAUUACAGAGCGCAGCUGAAGCGAGGGCCUGAUGCACUCGUGCUUCGCUGCCCAAGGACAGAUCUCAUGUUUCCCCACAUGCAGGACACUAGCGAACUAUAGCGGCACAGGACCCAGAAAUUAGAACUGCCACGUCCAAAGCAGGACUGUUGGUAGGACUGAAAUGGAAGUUCAAAAUCUCUGAAAUUUUUGACAAUUCACACUGUUAGGUACUAUUAAUGUAGCAAGUCUAGCGUAUUCAAGAGCUGAGAUAAAAACAUGGUUAUUCGCUACAGUGAGAAUUGUGAGAAAUUCUAAUUUAAUUGCAAAUUUAUCAUAUUUUGCGAAGACCCCAGAUGUUGUCUUGCCACUUGGUGCACAGGACGUUAGGUUUUACUUACCUUACCUGAAACUGCAAUCACCACUGACUUGGAUUUUUUUUUUUUUCAUUUUGGCUCUUUUAGCCUAAAUGACAAUUCUCGCUUGAAUUGAAUAACCUGGUUACUUAUUGCAUCCUUUCCACUUCAAGAAAACAUAUCCAAGUACAGUGUAUUGUAAAUAAAGGGAAAAAAAGGGUGGUAUCCCAGAUGACAUCACUGACCUUUACGUUAUCUUUAAAGGAACUUUGUCACCAACUGGGAUCUUUACAUAAUUAGCAAUGAUCCGCCAAGGGUUUGGUGACUGCUAGGUGCAGGGGAAGGCGGGUUUUACUUACUCAAACUCGUCCUUCACAGUCACCAUCACUGUCUUCCUGCUGGUAGGUUUUGGCUAGUGGCACUACAUCUGUUGGGAGCCCAUGUUAGUUUUGUACAACACUGAGGUCUACAGAGGAUUCAAAAAACUGCGGGAUCCACCUUAGACAGUGGUAGCUCUGCUUUUGUCAACUUUUGUCAAGCAUAGGAAAAGUAGUCCAUACUUUGUCUCAGAAUAUUUUUUGACUGCUUUGGGAUUUCAAUGAAAUUACAAUACGGUCAAUGUGAGUUUUUCGUAAAGAUUUUAUCUUUAUGAAAAACUAAUUUUGAUACGGGGAGAGGUCGGGUUGUCAAAGCCACUUUAGCAUGUAAUAAUAAAAGGUUAAUAUUCGCUCGAUCAAAAGGAAACUGAAUCAAACAGACGUUAACUAAAUGCUUUCUUUGCAUAGUAUUUACAGAGUUCCUUUAAUUGAUAUUAAACAUACAACCAGGGGUCGUUCGUUAUUAAAGUAAGAGAUAUUCAUGUUAAGAGAAUAAAUCAUUUAAUUUAAACAUUUUUAUCCAAUUACAGCAAAAGACAACUUUCAAGAUGGAUGAGUCACCUCCCAUGAUGUCUACUCCUAAAUCAUCCAAAUGUAUGUAUUUCUUUUUAAUGAUUUUCCACAAGAUCACAUUUGUAUUAUUGCAGUAUAUAUGAAACAGGUCAAAUUCAAUAUAAUAAAUGUAACCUAACCUACACAGUGCACGAGCGUCCCUUUAGUAGUAUAGACUAUGCAUUUUUCACACAAAAACUUCAAUAUUUGUGUUCAGUGAUGUCUCACAAGUACAAGACUAAACCCCCCAUGCACAUGUUUUAUGUAGAUAUAUAUAUCUGUAUACAUACAUUACACACACACACACAUAAUCAAAAUUAUUCAACCCCCAUUGAAAAUUAGGUUUAUUGUCAAAAUUUCAGCUUUUAGCUGUUUGCAAUGAACAAAUCAACCAAUCAAACAAAAUAAAUUAAAAUAGCUCAACACAACAAAUGCUUUAAGUGGUUUCCCCAAAUUCAACUGAAAGUGCAACGUAUAAUGACUUCUCUAGACUCAAAAUUAUUCAACCCGUUCAUGGCGAGCAUAUUUAGUACUUAGUAGAGCACCAUUUUGCUGUUAUGACCUGCUGCAAACGAGAUGCAUAGCCAGACACCAGCUUAUGAGCAAUAGCCUCCGGUUCAGUAAUGUUCUUGGAUUUGCGUGCUGCAACCACCUUCUUCAAAUCCCACCAGAGAUUUUUUUGUGGGGUUCAAGUCAGGUGACUGUGAUGGGCACUGUAGAAUUUUCCAGGAAUUCUUCUGCAGCCAAGCCUUGGUGGAAUUUGAGGUAUGCAAGGGAUCAUUAUCUUGCUGGAAGGUCUAAUAACACCCGAGCUUCAUCUUCCUCACAGACAGCAUGACAUUUUCUCCUAGGAUUUCCUGAUACUUCAAUUAAUCCAUCUUGCCUUCCACACACUGCAGGUUUCCAAUACCAGAGGAUGCAAAGCAGCCCCAGAGCAUCACCGAGCCACCACCAUUCUUACACCAUUCUUAAUUGUAGGCAGAUUUUUGGGUCAGUAGUGGUGUUCGUCUUGGAGUUCUGGCAUGGAAACCUUCUGCGUUUAGUAUGCGCAUUACUGUGCUCACUAUGCCUAUUGCCACCAAGUCUCGCUGCAGUUUUUUUGCAGUCAUUCAACAAUCUUUCACGACCUGCCUUCUUAGAAAUCUGGUGGCAAACACUGAUAGCUUCCGUUUUCUGCCCUGUUCAGGUAGUGUAAACACUGUUCUUUGAACUUUUAACUUGCUAAUUAUGCUUCCAACACUGUCUCUGGGAACAUUCAGUGCCUUCGCUAUCUUUUUGUAUCCUGUUUCUUGUUUGUGAAGGGUGAUGAUCUCUUCGCUUUUUGUGGACCAUUCUGUUGACUUAACAUAUUUCUAACAUAUUUCUAACAUUCAGUCAAACGUGACACUCAACAAAAACCUAGCCAGUUCAGGUAUUUCAAUUGUUUCAGCUCAAGCACACCUGGUGCAACUAAUGAAGCCCUUGAUUAGUUGCAUCAGGUGUGCUUGAGGCAACACCUGUUUUGCAUAUUUUUGCUGUUGUGAGAGAUUCUGUUCAAGAGAGAUUCUAUUCAUUUUGAGACUGGAGAAGUCAUUAAGCUGUAUUUUCCGAAUCGUUGUAUGUCCUGAGGAGAGUCCUGGUCUGGGACGGAAAUUUUGACUAUUUUACUUGGAUUUACGCUACAAUAAAGAAGCUAGAUUUUUCUCAAGACUCAGAGUUCUGGUACUUUGCGGACUAGAAAAAUCCCAGUCGCCAGGUCAUCAUGGCAACUAUUAAUUGUGUCCAAUCCUGGGUAUUUGUCAUCCCAUUCAGUGUAGGCGGCACGGUAAGGGUGAAUGCAGGCGGCAGCGAACAAUGCAGGCUGGUGGCAAGAUAUCAUGAAGGCAUCUAGCUGAGGGAGCACUAUGAUUUAUGUAAAAUACACACUCCCUGGAACAAUUAAUAGAGUGCUCCAAACAUUCUACAUAUAUAACUGUCUUUCAUUUUUUAAAUUCUCAAUAUAAUUCACUGAUCUAAAAUAAACCUAAGUAGAAACUCUAAUAUGUUUUUUAUCAAUGUUUGGUUACGUUCUGCAAAGUAGCACAAACAUGCAAUAUCUUUUGCCAGUAGAACUGUUAGCAACUAUAUAGAUCUCAAAAAAAAUAAAAGUUUUUAAUUUUGGUAAUUCUGUUCUCAUUCCUAAAAGUUUAACACCAUGAAUAUAGUCAGUCUUUAUUUCUGAGAGGCAGUUCUAUGUCUAGUCGCACGAUGAUGAUGUCACAAAAUAAGCAGCACCAUAAAUUGAAAAAUAUUAAUUUUUAUAUAUAGUUUUUUGCUUGAACUAUAUUUACAAUAGUGUAGAUAGCAUUUUCCGUGCUUUGAAUACGUUGUGUAAAAUAUUAACAAAAUUACAAGGGAUUGUGAACUGAACCAAAAUGCUAAAUGUAUGCUACUAUAUUCAAGCAGUGCUUAAAGGGCAUUUGAAGUAUUUUUUGCAAAUGAGCACUUUUUGCCCUUUACUAAAUGUGGGUGUUUAGUGAAUAAACCCCAAAACCUGUCUCAGAUUAUUUUUGCAAUAUUUAAUGUGCCCCUAGGUGUCUUUACCCUGACUGUGACAUCAUGUGCUAGCCACAUAUUAAAUAUGAUGCAACCACAUUUGAGACAUUUGGUGACAUUGGCUAUUUAUCAGCUUACAUCUGACUACUUAGGGGAUGACAGAGGCUCUAUUUUCCACCAAACAUCCAGUUCCUUGCUGUUAGUGGGUAAGGUACAUUCUCGUUCUCUAUUGACAUGUGUACCUGAUGUAUGAGGCUAGCAGAGGUAUAUUUAAGAACUAUUUGGAUUUUGGGUGUUCUAUUUCCAUAAGUCUUGUGUGUGGGGUAUGUUUAGUAUGGUAUGCUAAAUAUGCCAAUAAAUUGGGCUGGAGCAGCUACUGCCCUUCUUCUGCGUAUGGUGAUCUGUAACAUUCUUCUACAUUGGAUCAGUGGUGAGGUCUUCUAAACAUAACUUAGACCAGGGGUGUCCAAAAGGUAGAUCCCCAGAUGUUUUAAAACUACAGCUUCCAUGUUGGGCACCUCUGCCUUAGACAGUUUGCAGAGCACGUAGGGUAUAUAGGCAAGACCCUAGGUCUUUAAUGAUCAAGUCAUGAAAUACAAAGAACAAACAAUUUAUCAAAAGUAAAAUAGAUCAAAUUCACACAUUUUGAAUAUUCUCAAUAUGCAUGAUAAUAUUACAAUGUAUGUUUAAAUAUAAAAGCACAAACACAAUUUCUUAUUAUAAUGCUUUCCAUUUAAGAUUACAAAUGAUCUAUCAGUUGUUCUGUGGUCGACUAAAGCGUAUCAACUGUUUUGAGUAAGUGGGGGAAUAGGGAAUCUUUAGGGAACCUGGAUAGGAUUUCAAAGCAAGUACAGGUUGUAUGGCUGAUAGAAUAGAAUUCGUAUAAUUAGUAAUCAGUUAUGAUUUGUUAUUAAGAAAGUAUUGUAAUGUCAGCUUUACUCUGCUAGUUGUGACCUGAACGUUUCAGUAGAUUUCAAGGUGAAUUUAUUUAUUAUGUGUGUUUUACAGAUUCCUCGUUCUCUGGGAUAUUACACAGCUACAAUCUAAGCUCUUUAACGAUUACUCACAUAGGUAAGUUAUAGUAAUUUACUUCACCACUGGGGACAGGGAUACUCUAACAAGUGAUUGUGUAUUUGUAGAUACCAUGCAGUAGCACAGUAGAUCGGGAUAACUGAGUAACAGUUACUAUUUUUAGGUGUCAUACCUCAUUCAGGCAUACUCUAGUAACUGUGACUGUGUAUUACUGGAUACUAUGUAGUAGCACGGCAGAUAAGAUUACACUAGUGAACAGUGACUGUUCUUAGUGCUGGGGAAUAAAAUGGUGCUAUAUAAAUACCAAUUUAUAGUUUUAUAUAUAGUUUUUUGCUUGAACUAUAUUUACAAUAGUGUAGAUAGCAUUUUCCGUGCUUUGAAUACGUUGUGUAAAAUAUUACCAAAAUGACAAGGGAUUGUGAACUGAACCAAAAUGCUAAAUGUAUGCUACUAUAUUCAAGUAGUGCUUAAAGGUCAUUUUAAAUAUUUUUUGCAAAUGAGCACUUUUUGCCCUUUACUAAAUGUGGGUGUUUAGUGAAUAAACCCCAAAGCCUGUCUCAGAUUAUUUUGCAAUAUUUAAUGUGCCACUAGGUGUUUUUAUCCUGACUGUGACAUCAUGUGCUAGCCACAUAUUAAACAUGAUGCCUCCACAUUUGAGACAUUUGGGGACAUUGGCUAUUUAUCAGCUUACAUCUGACUACUUAGGGGAUGACAGAGGCUCUAUUUUCCACCAAACAUCCAGUUCCUUGCUGUUAGUGGGUAAAGUACAUUCUCGUUCUCUACUGACAUGUGUACCUGAUGUAUGAGGCUAGCAGAGGAAUAUUUAAGAACUAUUUGGAUUUUGGGUGUUCUAAGUCUUGUGUGUGGGGUAUGUUUAGUAUGGUAUGCUAAAUAUGCCAAUAAAUUGGGCUGGAGCAGCUACUGCCCUUCUUCUGCGUAUGGUGAUCUGUAAAAUUCUUCUACAUUGGAUCAGUGGUGAGGUCUUCUAAACAUAACGUAGAACAGGGGUGUCCAAAAGGUAGAUCCCCAGAUGUUUUAAAACUAAAGCUUCCAUGUUGGGCACCUCUGCCUUAGACAGUUUGCAGAGCACGUAGGGUAUAUAGGCAAGACCCUAGGUCUUUAAUGAUUAAGUCAUGAAAUACAAAGAACAUACAAUUUAUCAAAAGUAAAAUAGAUAAAAUUCACACAUUUUGAAUAUUCUCAAUAUGCAUGAUAAUAUUACAACAUAUGUUUAUAUAUAAAAGCACAAACACAAUUUCUUAUUAUAAUGCUUUCCAUUUAAGAUUUCAAAUGAUCUAUCAGUUGUUCUGUGGUCGACUAAAGCGUAUCAACUGUUUUGAGUAAGUGGGGGAAUAGGGAAUCUUUAGGGAACCAGGAUAGGAUUUCAAAGCAAGUACAGGUUGUAUGGCUGAUAGAAUAGAAUUCGUAUAAUUAGUAAUCAGUUAUGAUUCGUUAUUAAAAGACCACUAUAGUGCCAGGAAAACAUACUCGUUUUCCUGGCACUAUAGUGCCCUGAGGGUGCCCCCACCCUCAGGGUCUCCCUCCCUCCGGGCUCUGGGGAGAGGAAGGGGUUAAAAUCUUACCUUUCUCCAGCGCCGGGCGGGGAGCUCUCCGCCUCCGAUCCUGCUCCUCUCCUCCCUUUCAGCUGAAUGCGCACGCGCGGCAAGAGCUUUCCUAUGGAUGCUUGCGUGUUCUCACUGUGAUUUUUCAGCCACUAGAGGAUUUGAGGGCUGGAUUAACUCAUUUAUAAACAUAGCAGUUUCUCUGAAACUGCUAUGUUUAUUAAAAAAUGGGUUAACCCUAGCUGGACAUUGCACCCAGACCACUUCGAUAAACUGAAGUGGUCUGGGUGCCUAGAGUGGUCCUUUAAGAAAGUACGGUAAUGUCAGCUUUACUUUGCUAGUUGUGACCUGAACGUUUCAGCAGAUUUCAAGGUGAAUUUAUUUAUUAUGUGUGUUUUACAGAUUCCUCGUUUCUCUGGGAUAUUACACAGCUACAAUCUAAGCUCUUUAACGAUUACUCACCUAGGUAAGUUAUAGUAAUUUACUUUACCACUGGGGACUGUGUAUUACUGGAUACGAUGUAGUUGCAUGGCAGAUAAGAUUACUCUAGUGAACAGUGACUGUUCUUAGUGCUGGGGAAUAAACUGGUGCUAUAUAUAUACCAAAAAUAAUAAUACAGUAAUACUGCAGACAUAUAUAGUCUGAUGGUGUCAUGUGAAGACAGAUGCUCUAGUGCCUGAGUGAUUUGAAUGUCAUGUAGUAAUAUUGAGAACAGGUAUAUUCUAGUAAGAACAACUGUUCUUGGUUACAGCGCAGUAACACUACAGAUAGUAGUCAUCUAAUAAUAGUGACUGUUCUUGGGUGCCCCUCAGUCACACUGCAGACAGGGAUACUCUAAUAAUAGUGGCUGUUAUUGGGUACCACGCAGUAACACUACAGAGAGUAGUUAUCUAAUAAUAGUGGCUGUUCUUGGGUACCACGCAGUAACACUACAGAGAGUAGUUAUCUAAUAAUAGUGGCUGUUCUUGGGUACCACGCAGUAACACUACAGAGAGUAGUUAUCUAAUAAUAGUGGCUGUUCUUGGGUACCACGCAGUAACACUACAGAGAGUAGUUAUCUAAUAAUAGUGGCUGUUCUUGGGUACCACGCAGUAACACUACAGAGAGUAGUUAUCUAAUAAUAGUGGCUGUUCUUGGGUACCACGCAGUAACACUACAGAGAGUAGUUAUCUAAUAAUAGUGGCUGUUCUUGGGUACCACGCAGUAACACUACAGAUAGUAGUUAUCUAAUAUUAGUGCCUGUUCUUGGGUACCACACAGUAACACUACAAACAGAAUUCCUGUAAUAAUAGUGGCUGUUCUUGGGUACCACACAGUAACACUACAAACAGAGUUCCUGUAAUAAUAGUGGCUGUUCUUGGGUACCACACAGUAACACUACAAACAGAGUUCCUAUAAUAAUAGUGGUUGAGAGGGGAUAUGAUAACUUUAUACCAAUAUAUACGGGGCCAGUACAAACUUUUAUCUGGAAAUCUAUUCAUAAACAGGGCUAUACAUUGGACACGAGGUCACACAUUUAGGCUGGAAGAAAGGAGAUUUAAUCUAAGGCAAAGACAAGGUUUUUUUUUACAGUAAAAGCAAUAAGGAUAUGGAACUCUCUGCCUGAAGAGGUGGUUUUGUCAGAGUCAAUACAGAUGGUUAAACUGAAAUUGGAUAAAUACUUACAAAAACAUAACAUACAGGGAUAUAAUUUAUAAUUAGUGGGGUAAUAGCUGCUUGAUCCAAGGAGACAUCUGACUGCUAUUUUGGGGUCAAGAAGGAAUUUUUUUCUAGUUUGUGGCAAAAUUGGAAGCACUUCAGGCCAGGUUUUUUGCCUUCUUUUGGAUCAACAGCAACAACAUAUGUGAGGAAGGCUGAACUUGAUGGACACAAGUCUCUUUUCAGCUAUGUAACUAUGUAACUAUGUUCUUGGGUACCACGCAGUAACACUACAGAUAGUAGUUACCUAACAAUAGUGGCUGUUCGUGGGUACCACACAGUAACACUAGAAACAGAGUUACUGUAAUAAUAGUGGCUGUUCUUGGGUACCACACAGUAAUACUACAAACAGAGUUACUGUAAUAAUAGUGGCUGUUCUUGGGUACCACACAGACACACUACGGACAGUGGUGUAUUUUGGAUUUGUGCUGCCCUAGGCACGACUAAAUUCGGGCAUCCCAAAAUCUAAAUUUGCCCCUCCAAUUUGUGUCAAGGUCAUUUUCUUGACUGACAGACACAUGCCCUCAUUGAUAUAUGCACCGAUAUACACUAACUGACAGAUACACAGUCAUUGGCACACAUUGUUUAACCAACACACACUUUCACUGACAGACACACACUGACACACCCACUCACUGACAGGCACACACUCUCAGAUACACAUAAAAUGACAUAUACACACUCACACCCAUUCUCACUCACAGACACACACUGACAGGUACACUAACUCACUCACAGCCCAGUCCUCAGUAAGGUGGACUGCCCCAGAACACAAGGCAAACAAGGCAUUUGUCUGGGAAAGUGCUGCCCUAGGCAAAUGCCUUGUUUGCCUUGUGGUAAAUACAUCCCUGACUACGGAGUUACUGUAAUAAUAGUGGCUGCUCUUGGGUACCACGCAGUAACACUACAGAUAGUAGUUAUCUAAUAAUAGUGGCUGAUCUUGGGUACCAUGCAUUAACACUACAGAUAGUAGUCAUCUAAUAAUAGUGACUGUUCUUGUGUACUGUGCAGUAACACGAUUGGUGUAUCUUUGUUGCCAAUGAACUUAGAACCAAUUUUACAGUUUACAGAUAGAUAAAAUUGUCAAAGUAUGAUAAAACUACAACUACAUUGAAUUGGAGAAUUUUUGGUUUGGAUGUCACCCCACAUGUGGCAUCAUAGGGAUUUUACGAUGACCGAACACAGAGUUGUAGUGAAUUGUAAAGCAAACUGUGAAUUGUAGACGAUCUCUGCCAAUUUGGAAAUAAAUCCUCCAAUUUAUCUAUAGUCAAAGCCGAACUAUGUUGGCUUGAAUUUUGUAACUCACAACAAAUCUGUGUUUAGUGAAUAAACCUCUUAUAGUUUGAUAUUAAUAGUUUAUAACUAUUAUUAUAAUGAAUAUUGCUUUAUUUUCUAGUAAUACCUAUAAUUUGGAUGGUAUGGAGUCUAACCCCGGCACUUCCUUCAAUAAAACCAUGUACAGCCUUUUCUCUUCCUGCCGGCACAGUUUGCGCUUACUAUCGAAUGGCUACUACGUUGUGGAUGACAGCUCAGUUUUGUAUAACGAUGAUGGAAGUGUAGUCAUCAGUCCAACAAAACCUAAUGUAUCCUACAAAGAGAAUUCCGUCAGGUAAGUAUAAAUAUAUGUGAGGUUGGUCUCGGAGGUGAUACUAAAGUGACUUUUUUGAGAUUAAAAAAAUAUAUAUUUAUAUUAUUUCCUAUUUAGCCAUUUUAGUGAAGGUUCAAAACCUUCAUAUUUAGAUUAGUCUGUUCUGCACAUUUCUCCAAUACAUGAAUAUCAUAAUAAUAUUUACUAGUAUUUACAGACACAUUCCCAUAUCAGUUUCCUACACAGGAUUUAGGACGUUCAAAAUGAUUUACCUACAGAAGUGACCAUCAAAGUCUAAGGGAAUUUGUGUAGAUAAAUCCUUUAGAAUGUUUUUCUAACCAUGUUGAAUCAUUUGGAAAGCUAGUUAUAACGAGGUUUUAGAUCCUUAAGUAAAUACAUCUUUGAGCAGCCCAGAUGGACAAUUCUAAAGAAGUGUUUAAAGUAUAGGAAAAAUUCCCAAGGCAUUGACAAGUUUCCCCAAAGUGAUUUCCCAUUUAAUUCAGAUCCCAUUAGAGUUCUCAUGAGCAGGGAGGCUGCAUAUAGACCACGGAAUUUAGAAGCUGAUUUAAAGAACAACGGUUUUAUUUUUUAUUUUAUUUUUAAAACAGAGGGACAUUUACAUCACCGGAACACAUACAGGGUGGCCCAAAGGUAGGUAUACAUUGAAUCAAUGGAAUUCAUUACAACAGAUUAUAGGGGUACACAUCCAAAUUGGCAGUUAAAUGUCAGGCAUUUAAAUAUCAGUGUGGCCGUCAGAAAGGAAUGUUGCAACGUCGAUGGAAGACAUUUCAAGCCCUUAUGUUAUGUUUAAAUGUAAUACAAUGCAAAUAAACCAUACGGUAUACCUAUGUUUGGGCCACCCUGUAUAAACUGGAUUCUCUAUAGGGAAAGGCUGGCCACUUUUGGACUUGGAACAAGUAUAAAUAAGUGUUUUUUUUAGGGCACAAAAAUCACCAAUCUCUGUGUCUAUAAGCCUACUCAUAGGGCAGCAUUUGAAUUAUGUAUUUGCAGCUACCCUCAUUAUGACCGGCACAGCAUAAUGAAGCGAUGACAGGAGAUAUGUGCAUGACCCAAUGUCUUUAUUGUCACCAAUGCCAAACCAGUCUGUGUUAUCCUGAGUCCCCUCUUUUAAAAAUAUGUUUUUAUUAUAUACACUACACUCAUUGGUGUUGCAAUCUCUCACAUUACUCAUAAAUAACAUGAUACCCUAAUGUUAUGCACGCAGACGAUGUAUUUAAAAUAUACCGCAGUCACCAGCCGGGCAGAAUUUACAUGUAAGCCCCAGAGCACAUACCGAGCAUGCCCAUUCACAUAUCAGUCUGACAGUAUUGACUGUCCAUACAGGGUUCACAGCACCAGCAUCAAGCACAGAGCACACAUUAGCCCACUCAAUCAGCAUCAAACGAACAACAUUUACAUUAUGCACAUACCAAAAAUUAUGUGAUUCCUUUACCUAAUUAGCUUUUGCUAUGUCUAUUAGAAGGAUAUCCAAGCCAAAUAUCCAGAAAUUAUUUUACCUGUUCCCCUUUAAUAAUAAUGGGUUAGUAAAAGUUGGUUUCUUUAUUUGUAGAGCUGUUCAUGGGAUGCUUGGAAAUAAAAGCACUUUCCAAAUAAUUAAAUAAAAAAAUAAUAAUAUUCAUUUGCAACAAAUAUCGGAAAAUGCCAUAGGAAAGGCUUAGAUUAAUCUACCAGCCCAAAAUGCAAUCACUGUUGUGAGUUGGGGCACAGUGCGUUGAGGUAUUAUUAAUCCUUACAAUGGCUUUGUUUUACCCAGGAUCUUUCGAAAGAGGCGUAAACCGUUAACGCUAAGAAAACUAGACAUUGACGAUAUGGAGUGCAAGGAAUCCGAUUUGGAGGAUGACAACUGGGAUCCUCAGAGAGGAGAUUACAACUUCAGUCGAGGUCAGUGAUGUUUAUUAUCACACAUUGUAAUAUCCAUCCACAGGGAUGGCAGAAAUAUUCCACCCAAGAGACGAAGUAGACACAAAUUGUCCACUUGUUUUACUACAAGAGCGCUAUUGAAAAACAACUAUCAAUUGUUGGUUUUUUAGGGGGUUGGUUUAGAUUUGUUUUAGAACAUUCUCAGAAUCAAUUCAUUUGCAAAUCAUGAAAAAAUGAUCACGAGAAAGGCAAUUUUCGUGGUAUCAAGUACAGCUGAUUGGAUGGAAAUCUGGUAACUAAAGGUAGUAUUUUUAGUUGGUGCAGUUAUGAAAACUCCAGAAAAUCAUUCCAUAGGUUAGCACCCACUCCAUAAACUGGUACAUAGUGAGUUUACUGAGUACGUGACAUCUCACAGGAUAGGAAGUUGGAAUAUGGCGAGUAAAUCUUCCCAAUACUGUGAGUUAUGGGUAUGGUUCGAUUUAUUCUGUUAGCCCAGGGUUAUUCGCAAAAGUAAAAAAUUUCAAACUUAAGGCACAAAUAGCCAAACUGGCAACAUUCUCUAAGUCAACUAUUCUUCCUCUAAGUGGCUACUAUGUCCUUAUAUUUGAAAUUCACACUGUAUGUGAAAAUAGUCGUAAAUUCUAAGUAAAUUUCAUAUUUUAAGGUUUAACUGAAAAUAAAAAUCUUUAAGUCAACCAUGCUUUCAGAUUGGCAAUUUUGGCAUUAAACUUGUAAUUCACUUAGAAUUACCGACAGUAUUCACAUUAGCGGGUACCCCCAUAUGUGUGUGUGUAACAUGGAAUUCUAUAGUCUCUGGUCGUUACAGUGCUACAAUGACUGAAACAGCUGCGGUAGUCAUAAUAAUGUGUGUUCCUUUAAUAUAACAUUCAAAUUACAAAACCCAUCAUUCUUGUUAUUAUCUACUGUCCACCAGUUUAAAUGGAUAUUCUCAGUACUACAGCCACUACGACUCAUUAUAAUAGUUAGGUACAAGGAAUAAUUGGGUUCUCCCCCUGUUUUCUAUUAAACUAUUUUUGAGAGCUUUCACAAAAAAGGUGUCUUCCUGGCAUUCAAAGCCCGACCCAUCUCCUACAGCUCAAAUAAUGAAGACGUUUUGUGUUCGCAUUAUCUGCACAAAGCUAUCUAGCGUUACAGUACGAUCGGCUCUGAGCUCUGGGCUCACAGUCACUAUCUCCAUUUAGUAGUUUAGUUUACAAUAAUAUGUUGGCAAUAUAGAAAUAAUGUUUUUUUGUUUUUUAGAUUGUCCCUUUAAAGUUCCCAUUAAUGACCUGACUUUCUGCUGUUAAGUUAAUCUGCAAUAUCCACUACUGAUCAUUUGUCCUGUGUGUCAUUUAGUAGCUGUAUUGUAUUCAUGUUGCUCAGAGCAUGUUUAAAUGAGAAUCAUUUUGCUGCAGUCUCCCCUGUUUAACACUUCCUAAAUAAAAUGAGAACUUUAUUAUCCAGCAUUACCCAUGUUUGAAUUUACCUAUGUUAAACAUUUUUGUUUAUUUUUUAACAGAAAUGAUGCCGGUAAAGUCGUAUCCUCUCGGGGUUUUACUCGAUCCCAUGGAAGAUUCGGUCACUGCUGAUGAAACACAAGACUCCCUGUCACAUUUUUCAUCUGAAGAAUUCCUGAGCAUUAACAAUGGUAGGAACACAAGGGGCGUUGAGGAUCUGAAACCCAGACUGAUACCGCCUAAGUGUACUUAGUAAGGAAGGAAAGACCCAGUUUUAAGCCCAAUUCCCUCUGUCCCUCAUUUCUAUCCCAAUGUCCCUCUUUUCUACGAACUCCAUAUUGUUGGAGUGUCUGGGCGUAUAACAGAGCUCCACAGUAAUAAUACUCCCAGUAAUGUGUCUGAGUGUAUAACAGAGCUCCACAGUAAUAAUACUCCCAGUAAUGUGUCUGAGUGUAUAACGGAGCUCCGCAGCAAUAAUACUCCCAGUAAUGUGUCUGAGUGUAUAACAGAGCUCCACAGCAGUAAUACUCCCAGUAAUGUGUCUGAGUGUAUAACAGAGCUCCGCAGCAAUAAUACUCCCAGUAAUGUGUCUGAGUGUAUAACAGAGCCCCGCAGCAAUAAUACUCCCAGUAAUGUGUCUGAGUGUAUAACAGAGCUCCACAGCAGUAAUACUCCCAGUAAUGUGUCUGAGUGUAUAACAGAGCUCCGCAGCAAUAAUACUCCCAGUAAUGUGACUGAGUGUAUAACAGAGCUCCCCAGCAAUAAUACUCCCAGUAAUGUGUCUUUAAACUACAAUAAAUGUGGUUAGAAAUCAGUCUGCAUAAAUAACAUACAAUGUUCCCCACACCCCUAGCGAUCGUCCACCCCCAAUAAAGAAAAUCCUUAACUAUCCUCCUCACCCUAAUAAUAGAGAAGGGGCUUUAGUAUGUACCUCCAUGUUUUUAGAUCCCCCACCUGUGGAACUUUUAGGGACAGGACCCUAAAAAACACACUAAAACCUGAAAACUAAAACAGAAGACACACUAAUUAAAUGAAAACCUGUUAAUUAUCCUGAUAACAUAUUUGCGUUUUUUGACAUAGAUUAUUAAUAGCAUUUAUUAUAAAAAAAAAAAAGUGUGUGCCCCCUACAGUGACAAUUCAAACUGAACUUUGAAUUCACCCUUUAGUGGAUAACCAUGUAACAGUUUAAAUCCAGGAGAUUUUCUUCUAUAAACAUAAUGGCAGCUUACUUUUCCCCUCUUGUUUCAGAAUCUGAUAAACAGAAAACUUGGAUCGGAAAAGCAGCGUUGUUUUCCUUGUUCUUCCUCAUAUUGCUGUGUGCACGGUAAAGGUCACCUAGAACUUGGCCCAAGAUAUUCCUGUGACCCAGGGAAACUAUGACUUCGGUGUCUCCACUAAGUACAUCCCUGUGUCAUUCAAUAUCGAGAGAAAGGAGGAGUAUGGAUUCACCUGCAAAAUCAAAGAAUCCCCUUUCUAUUGCUGAUAUCGGGACACAAAAAUCCUUAGAUAAUAUAGUUAUAUUCAGCAAGUCUCCCAACUGUCCCAAUUUCGCUGACACAGUCCAGAUUAUCAUGGCAGCUUUUGGGGACACCAGGGUACUCUCCAGAACACGCAUUGUGUGAGCAUAUCAUUAAAUGCGCUUACACUAUGUUCAAGGAACUAGGACCCUGCACUGAAACAGGGUUCCUUACAAGGUCUGCACGCUUGGCAGGCAGCUUGGAGUGCAUUCACGUAGGGCUGAUCUGCCAGUAAUUUAUGGGCGGAUUUGCCUCCUAUAGGGCAAAUCACAUCACUGGCACGUCCCCUUUUACCUCCUCCCACCGCAUCCCAUUCUCGAGACACCGGCGUUGGGAGGUAUGUAUUCAGUAUCCAGCUAGUCAGCCCCAGAUAGCCAGGGUCAGAUAUAUAUAUAUAUAGGUGAGAAUACAAAUUAUCUUUUUGAUAUACUUCAUAUUUUCCAUGAUCAGCUUAUACCCAGACCACAGCUAUCCACGUGUGGAAUGGUACCACAAUGAUCAGAUACCUGACAUAGUUCCAGAAACGGUUCAGCAAUAGUCGGUUGUCAUGAGAACCACAUUUGAAGUGGUGGUGGGAAGGGGAAUUUCAACCGCAGACAUAUACAUCCACCACCAACUACACAAGUGACAGGGACAGACGAGGGCUUUAAAUUUGACUUUAAAAGUUCUUUUUUUACACGUUAUUCAUUAUUAUGUUUGUUAUUUGUAGGUUUUUGAUGGCAGGACACGCUGGUCUGCUGAUAGCUUUGCUCCUGCUCGUUAUUAUCUGUAAGUAAUGGUUAUUUACCUUCUAUGUUCAUAGCAAAGGGAUGUUGGAGGAUAUAAAUAAUAUUUAUAUAAUAUAUGAUAAUAAACGGAGGUCACUUUGAGAAAGUCCUAAAAGAUAUGGAUACCACAAUUCAACCCAUUGUAAUAGCAGACCCUCUCUGUUAUUAAAUGUGUUCAUAUUUCUUCACAAAUUAUACAUUUUUAACAAUUUAAAUAAAAGAAAACGAUUGCUUGACACUAUUGUUCGUGCAUGAUGGAAGUAGGAGGGUAAAGUAGUCACUAGACACAAAUACUACAGGCACUGUCAUAGGGAGCUCACAAGUGGCAUGAUGUGGCGAAAAAGGCAUAACUAGGAGAAUGAAGAUGCAAUUGCACUGAAGUGCUCCCAUAUGGUUCAAAUAUUUUGAAUUAAUUUCACGAAAUGUAUUCAAUGUAUUAUAACCACUUCAGGAUCACUCUGUACAUGGUCAACCCUUAGGGUAGGCUGGCCAGUACAGCUGGCAAUCAGUCUGGUACACAUGCAAGCUUCAAGCCAACUUGCGCUCUCUUUGUUAUUGCAUUGCCCCCACCAAAUUAUCAGUGGCACUCAAUGCAACACCUACAUGUCCGACACAUUGCUGUUACAGUAAAAGACAAUAUUACGGAUUAAUCUGACAGUAAGUGGACUGGGUGUUCAUAAUGCGUGGGAAAUAAGCUAAGCAUGUCUUCACUGCAGACACAAAUAAGAUCUGGAAAUUGAAAAGUUGGCAAAAAUUUGUACAGAAGUAGGUUUCACAAAGUGCAAGGGGUCGAAUUUACUACUCAAAUAAGAGGCACUUAGCAGAUAUUUAGAAGUGCUUAGUAAGCAGCCAGUAAUGUAAUCCCCAUGUGUCUGAAAAGAACUGCUUUUAGAUGUAAGCACUCUUCAGCGAUCCUCUGUGCCAUACAAUACUGCCGGAACUGUGCAGAGUAUAGCGUGAUUGUUAACUCGUUGAUCUUUGGAUCGGAUAGUUGGUGGCCAGACACUGUGGGUUUCUCACCAAAGAAUGAACUGCAGUGAAAUGAAAAAUGCUGAAUUAAUGCUCCAAUAGCCAAAUCAAUUAUUGUGGCCAACAUUUUGCAAUUCAGAUUCUGAUCGCUUCAUUGCAUUAUUUAGUGUUUAACCCUAAAUCUGUAGACCUGGGCUUUGUUGGUGUUUUCCCAAUCAGGAGCAAGGUACGUCUGACCUGUGUUAAAAAUUUAAAUGACCUCACUUGUGCGACUUGCAGCUGCAUAUGACUUAAUUACAAUCUUGCGUGGCGCCAAGUCUGAAAGUCUAUCAGCCUGCUUCCCAGUGCCAUUCUUUCUGGGCAUGAUUCUAUAUAGGUUGUGCAUGAAACAUUUUUUGGGCCUAGUGAUCUAAUGUGUUUUCUGUGAUCCUUGUGAAAUGUUUCUGAGGGGCUUACAGGCCAAAAGGCUUGGUAAUAAAGAUUAUGUGAGCUCAUCCAUACUGUUCAUUUUAUAUACUUUUUCUGUGAUUAACACAAAAAAUAUAUUCUUUUAAAAUAUAACCAUUAGUUACUUAAACCCCCCCCCCCCAAAAAAAUCAAGCAAACAAUCGCCUUACUCUUUUGUUCAGAUAUGUUAUGACAUAUGUUCCCUCCUGUCUAAUCAUUAGCACUAGUGACCAAAUUGCUCAUUUAGAAAUUAUAUCAUAUUUUAUUCAAUUCUGCAACUGCUAUAAUUGUUGAUUUUACCUUUCACAGAUUUUGCUCUUCCACAAACAAGAAUUACUGAAGCUCAAAGCAAUCAAAAUGUAAGUGUGUGCAGAUAAAUGUACAAAUGUUGCAUAGAAACUCGCUGCUCUUAUUGUACGAUUGCAGUCUCCCCCUCAUUGUGCAUGAUCACAGACUCCCCUUCCUUCUGUAUGAUUCCCGAGUCCUCAGUUUGCAUGUUUGCAGGCUGUCCCACCUUGUCCCCUUCAUUGAAAGUGUUAGGAAGCUGAGUCCUGAUUCUCCCACCCCAGUAAUUGCUAUUGAAAUGCGAACUGAAUGAGGAGUGCAGUAAUGCCGUUGCCCCUCAGUUCUGCAAGGUAUCUGCAAAGAAAUUCUAAACAUGUCAAUGAAUGCUCAAACAUUUCCUUGUAAAGCGUCAUACCUGAGCAUACAGAACCAUGGGGAUCCAGUUAAUUUACAUGGCCGGCCCUGACUAUGACGGCAUGUCUUGCUACAGACUAUAAUGAAUGCUGCGGCAAGGCUCCUCUUUCUGUCCUCCUAUCAGUUAUUGCAUUGGCUUCUUGUAAGAUAUAGGCAUCAAUUUAAAAGUCUGUUCCUUGCUUAGAAAUCUCUUCCUAAUACUGCUCCUGUCUACCUACCCUCACUAAAACACAAGUAUGUCCCAUCCAGGCCAUCAAACUCUGCUGAAGACCUUCAAUGUCCUCUGUUCAUACUCUUUAAACCUUCUCUAGGGCUGCACCAUUUCUUUAAAACUGCUCCAAUAAAUCUUCACUGCAAACUUCAAGAAAGCUUAUUAAACCGUUAACUGCUUUCUCUCCCCACACCUCACUAACCAGCCUCCUCUCCUGCAACGGUGUCGUCAUCUACAAAACUAAGCCUUCACUGUAAACUCUUCUUGCGACCUACUUUUUCCAUACACGAAGUACAUCCCAGCCUUACCUCUUGUGCCACUUUACCUCACUCCCUCUAGAAUGUAAGCUCUCUACACUCUAUUCCUGUCCGUCCAACUUGUCUUGUUGUAGUCCACCUAUUGUACAGCGCUGCAGAAUUUGAUAGUGUUUUAUAAAUAAUAAUAACAUGACAGGUGCGCCAGACAUGUAAUGGCAAUUGAUAAUUUUAACAAAGAAAGCCACAACCUACUUUUAGUGCAUCAUUUUUUUAUUUUAUUUUUGUAAUUUUGAAUACUUUCUGAAGUCAUGAUUUCAACAUGAGGGUUUAAGAGGUAAAUUUUUUUCAUGGCAGCCUCUGUGUUGAGAAAGUAGAUGCGUUUUAGUUUUCAAGAAUAAUAAUUGAGUUAUUGAAUAACGUUCUAAUUUAUUCUUUUCCACAGGUUCAUGAGGAGAAUGUCAUUCAUCACCGCUGAUUGCUCUACUUACUAUUCAAAAUAGAGAAAAGAAACAAAAAUGACCAACUAGUUUUCUUAUUUAUGACUAUGUGGCUGGAAUAGGAUCUAAAAGUUAAACGCUUAGUAGGAUUAAUAGUGUUUGUAUGACAAAUAUUUAACUUGUACAUAAUAUCAUCAAUGUCAUGAAUAAGCUGUGACAGAUGAUGUCUCUAUCACAAAUAAUGAAAGUAACAAUAUGUUACGUUUCUACCCACCAUUGAGAUGUUAAAUGUGCAAGUGAUUGGGUUUGCUUAGAAGUCUACAAUACAGUACAGUAACCAAGCCCUACUUUUCCUCUGGAGCCCAGGUGUGGCAAUAAUCUAUAUUCUAACAGUAAAACCAUUAAUCAAGGGGGUUAGUGGGGGCAAAAAUAUAAUGUCCUAGGUUAACCUUCACAAAUAGCUUUAUAUAUACGCAUUUAUCAUUUUAGGAAGAAGUAACACUGUAUAUCUACAGUGAGGGAAAAAAAGGAUUUGAUCCUCUGCUGAUUUUGAACGUAUGUCCACUGACAAAGAUAUGAUCAAUCUAUAAUUUUAAUGGUAGGUGUAUUUC